Mytilus trossulus (common blue mussel) is the source of this 1799-nucleotide messenger RNA. Its product is annotated as 3'-5' exoribonuclease HELZ2-like. The transcript is spliced from 5 exons. NCBI's taxonomy places the organism in Eukaryota, Metazoa, Mollusca, Bivalvia, Mytilida, Mytilidae. The record is from RefSeq and is a predicted model, not a curated record. Bases 27 to 1343 code for a protein of 438 amino acids. Gene Ontology annotation, molecular function: 5'-3' DNA helicase activity.
GAAGGUUAGGCGAUAACUGUCCCAAAAUGGUUCGAUGGUAUGGGAGUUCUAUUGAGGAUCAGGAAUUUCCUAUUCCUGGAAAAACACCUCCAAAUACACGUGGUGAAAGAGCAAAGGCUGACGAAAACUUGCGUGAAGUAUCCAUGCAUAUAUUAAUUAGGCAACUGGGAAAACCUUAUCAGGAAGAGAUUUCAGCUUAUGACAGGCAGUUUAAACAACAUCCUGAUGGAGUUGAUUAUAAAGUUGUAACUAAGUACAGAAGCAUUAUCUCUAAAGCGGUCAUUGAAGAGGUCAAGCGAUAUGACGUUAUAUUUUGUACAACAGCUAUGGCAACGAAUCCUAAACUUCUUAAAGGAACAAGGGGUCGGAUUUUUCAAAUCAUCAUUGACGAAUGUGGAAUGUGUACAGAACCCGAAAGUAUAACCUCCAUUAUAGCAACACGAGCUGAACAAGUAGUACUUAUUGGUGACCACAGACAACUACGACCAAUUGUUAAAUCUACCUACGCCGCCAAACUGGGAUUAGAAAAGUCUUUGUUUGAAAGAUAUGCCAAUAAAGCAACUCUUUUGACUUCACAGUACAGAAUGAAUCCUGAAAUAUGUGCAUUUGCUUCGCAUCAGUUUUAUAACGAUAGAUUGAAAACAAAGCCGUCAUGUACAUGGAUGACCAAUAUUCCAUUGAGAUCUUGGAUAAAUAAAGUUAUUCCAGUAAUAUUCUGCAAUGUUGCGGGCAAGGAGGAUUAUCUUCCUUUUGACACAGAUGAAGGAAAUGAACAGUCCUGCUCUAACCAAGAAGAAGUGGAACAUGUGGUAAAGAUUUUUAAACAUCUGGUUGAUGACGAAUUGAUAGAUCCAGAAUACAUCAACAUCAUGAGUCAAUAUAAUGCUCAGUGUACAGCUAUCAGGAAAGCACUGAAUGCAGAAAAGUUUAUAAAGUUCAACGUGAAUACAGUUGUAGCCAGUCAAGGUGGUGAAUGGGACUAUGUUAUCAUGAGCCUGGUACGAUCUUUACCACAUUAUAGAAUAGAACCAAAGCCUACGUUGGGCUGGUGUAAACAGAACCUUGGUUUUAUCACUGACGAGCAUCAAACAAACGUGGCAUUGACAAGAGCUCGUAAAGGGCUAAUAGUUGUAGGACAUAAGGAGUUGUUAACGUGUAAUGAGGUAUGGGGAAGUUUUAUUAACCAUUAUGGCAGAAGGGGUUGCGUGGUUGAUAAAGAAAAAUAUCCACCACAACCACUUUCAAAAAGGAAAAAGAAGAAGUCAAAGAAUAGAGGAAAGAAAACGUUUGAAGAACAAACCGAAAAUCUUGAGCAGGUCAAUAAUGGCCAUGAAGAAUCCUGAAUGACUAAUAAGCCUCUAAAUACGCGUCGUACAGUAUGCUUUUAAUUUAGAUGGUUACAUAAUCUUUCAAAAACCUUGUCUAUCUACUAUGAUUACAGUUGUGAAAUUAGUUUUAUAUACACAAAUUUGGUGAUGUGAAAUGGUUGUCAAUGAGACAAACUAUCCAUCAAUUCGCAAAGACACUGAGGAAAACAUCAACUUGUCGCUGAAUAACAUGCAUUAAUAGGCAGAACUGAUAUCGUUUAGAUAAUAUAAAAAUAUAAAGUUGUAGUACAAUUGCCAAUGAACAAUUUCCGAAACCAAAAACAUUGUUAUUUAGAGGUCUUUGAACAGGUAAAUUUUUUUUUCUUCAAAACUAUUAAUACUAUUUGAAGUUUUUUUACCAGUAAUUUUGACACUUUUUUUGGAGAAUAUGUAUAUGUUAACACAAUUAUUUAAAACAUAUGUAAAACAAAA